AACCUCGCAUCUUAUUCUCGGAGAGUGAAUCAUGGACGGACUGGGACUGUAGAGCCAGGAGCGGAGCGGAGUGCUGCGCCGCGCCACCGGUGAUUUAUUUUGGGUACUUUUACGCGUCUGGUUUGGUUGUGGGCAGGGGAGCAGGAGGGACUAAAGGGGGGAUUUGCUGUCGUGUGAACAUUGUCUCAUCCCAUGAUGGGACACGGCAGCUACCGCCUGCCGUGAGGAUGACCCACAGAACCAGCCCGGCCAAGGCGUACGACUUUCUGCUCAAGUUUCUCCUGGUGGGGGACAGCGAUGUGGGGAAGGGGGAGAUCCUGGCGAGCCUGCAGGACGGAGCCACCGAGUCUCCGUACGGCUACAACAUGGGAAUCGACUACAAGACGACCACCAUCCUGCUGGACGGACGAAGAGUCAAGCUGCAGCUCUGGGACACGUCUGGCCAGGGGCGAUUCUGCACCAUAUUCAGAUCCUAUUCAAGAGGAGCACAGGGCGUUAUUCUAGUCUACGACAUCACCAACCGCUGGUCCUUCGACGGCAUCGACAGGUGGAUCAAAGAGAUCGAUGAGCAUGCCCCGGGGGUGCCGAAGAUCCUGGUGGGGAACCGGCUCCACCUGGCCUACAAGCGGCAGGUGACCACGGAGCAGGCGCAGGUGUACGCCGAGCGGCUGGGCGUCACCUUCUUCGAGGUGAGCCCGCUGUGCAACUUCAACAUCACCGAGUCGUUCACCGAGCUGGCCCGCAUCGUCCUGAUGAGGCACGGCAUGGAGCGCCUCUGGAGGCCCAACAAAGUUCUGAGCCUGCAGGAUCUGUGCUGCCGCUCCAUCGUCUCCUGCACCCCCGUCCACCUGGUGGACAAGCUCCCUCUGCCGCUGGCGCUCAAGUCCCACCUCAAGUCCUUCUCCAUGGCCAACGGCCUCAACGCCCGCAUGAUGCACGGACGCUCCUACUCGGUCACCGCCAACGCGACCCACGGCGCCACCAAGAGGACCGGAGGGACGCUGCUGAAAAAGCCCAAACUGAUCCGGCCGCCGCCCCUCAGCCCCUCGGCGCAGAGCUGUGCACGAAACAGCUGUAAGAUAUCCUGACUGGCUGCAGGAGCAGGAGCGCUGUACAGUGAACGUCGUGUGUGCAAAUAUCCUCCGUCGACGGGACGCAGGAGGAGUCUCCGAUCAGUUUGUGUUUUUGACCCCAGACAGGAGCUAAAGUGGUGACGCUGGUUUGUGUUUUCUGCGGUUCUGCAAGGCCUCAGUUGUCGUCGUUACAACUGGAGGGACAGGUUUGAUAAAGUACGUGGGUUUGAUGUAACAGGCAGGAAUCAACGCCGAGGUUCUCUGCCUCAGGAGAACGCGUUGUGAGGAUGAGUUCGGUGUCGGGACGGAAAGUGUUUGCGAUCUUUAAAGGAAAAAUCCACCCUAGAACUCCUUCGGCUCCUCUGCUGAUGUAUCAUACCGUUCUGCAGCUUCAUCUUGUCGCCAGGUGGUGUGUUUUUCUUGCUUCUGACCCUAACCGUGCCGUCGCAGACGAGGCGACGUCGCAUCCACGUGUUCCCAGCAGCUCCAGUUUCACUUUGAUAGAUCUGGAAAAUAUCUCAGGAUCUAAAACGUCAGGUUUCGGUGCCGGUCCCCUCACCAUCAAAGAGCGAGGAGCUUCUUUUCCAGAGCUGCCAAUUUGCACCGACGUUCAACAACCACGCAGGAGCAGCACAUGGACCAGAAUGCACUGCUGCAGCCUCAAUAUACCAGAAUGCACUGCAGCGACAAGACAAGUUGGGUUUUGAGUCAGGGCCGUGAGCGCAGUGAUAGAUCUUAAAGCCCACAGCUGACUGAUCGCACUUUCAAGCUAUUUAUAUGUCCACACGCCCACUUUUGAUUGACAACGACAAGUUCACGCCCCUCCUCUGGUGGUGGUUGCAAAGCAUUCUGGGAAACGUAGGGCAGUAAAUUAUAACUGAUAAUAACAGGCUGGAUUUUUCCUUUAAAACCCCUGUACGGGCGAUUUGUUGUUUCCCCUCAGUUGUGCAGCCUUUGCCUCAGGAUGUUUUGUAUAAAAACACACAUGCAGUAUGUAUGUGGGUGUGUGCAGCAUUCACACUGACACAUACACACCUAUACACACACACACACACACACAUACACACAUUUUCACGCACUUUGCACACUUUAUUUUUGCACAAGCUACCCAAAAUGCAUGAACACACUUUCGAGAUCCUUUCUGUCUUUCAGAUGAAAUGUACAGUUAUUGCAGCCUCCGCGUCGAAAACCACCCGGAUUUUCACGACCAACAGCCGCAGUUUCAAUUUGUGUAUGAUAUUUGUACCAUGUGUUGUAAAUAUUGCUGUUUGAUACGAUUCAAUGGUUACUCAGUCGGGUUUGUAUCUGUUUUUCAAUGUACAGUGAUGUUAUUUUUCCCCCCGAGGAUAUGAGUGACACCUCCACCAAAGACUUAACCCGAAACAGACAGAGGAUGUCGCUGAACGGAACGGUCUGUUUUGCACUGUUUGUCAAUGUUUAAUAAGGAUUUCCAAUAAAUUUUAACAUCAGG
This is a messenger RNA of Myripristis murdjan (pinecone soldierfish), 2544 nucleotides long. RefSeq names its product RAB40B, member RAS oncogene family (gene rab40b). Gene Ontology annotation, molecular function: GTP binding; GTPase activity. The transcript has 6 exons. Lineage: Eukaryota; Metazoa; Chordata; Actinopteri; Holocentriformes; Holocentridae. Gene Ontology annotation, biological process: intracellular signal transduction. The coding region runs from base 228 to 1088 and encodes 286 amino acids. The record is from RefSeq and is a predicted model, not a curated record.